Molecule: messenger RNA, 2326 nt
Organism: Hymenoscyphus albidus
Lineage: Eukaryota; Fungi; Ascomycota; Leotiomycetes; Helotiales; Helotiaceae
Source: the annotation of a GenBank genome assembly
GUUCGUUGGGAGAGUAGGCGCAGCACGACGGUUUAGGACGGGAUGGAAUCCUUCUUGACUGGUAAUUUGCCAUACAUCUGGGUAUUUCCCACAUUAAAUGAGUUAUUCGGUGGUGCUCCUUUUUGGCAUUAUUCUCUACUCUUCUGUUAUUUUCUUUUCUUUUGCGGUCUUUAAUUUUCGUUUCUUUUCUUAUUUCUACUUUGUUUUUCCCAUUUUCAAUCCGAUUCUCCUCCAAUGGCGCACGCGAAAUUACAAUUCGAAGAUGGCCUGGAGCUGGCUCACUAUCGAACAACAGAGAGUACCUAUAGUUCAAACGGUGUCAAUAACACCUAUGGGGGAACAGCUGGAAACGACUAUGGAGGCAUGGAAGUUAACGAAUAUGGAGGAAUGGAAGCACACGAAUACGGAGGGAAUACUCGGGCAAUGUCGCCGGAUGGUGGAUACCCAUACCCUGACGACAGUGCAGAGAAGAUACCAAAUGCUUCUAAGGGUCACGAUAAUGGGAUGAACUCGAAGCUACGCAGAGACCUUAAGACGAGGCAGAUGUCUAUGAUAGCACUAGGUGGUGCUUUGGGUACCGGACUUCUCAUUAACACGUGGUUUGACAAUGCUUUGAAUAUACAUUCGGUUUGCUAAUAUGCAUAGUGGUCCAUAUCUUGCGCGAUCGGGUCCUGUUUCUAUGCUUUUGGGUUAUGGUCUGGUGGGAGUUUUAUGUUACUCUGUUAUGGCUGGAAUGGGAGAGAUGGCUACUUGGCUUCCGCUGGCGUCUGGAUUCACAGGCUUUGCUACUCGAUUUGUUGACCCGGCUUUGGGAUUUGCAACUGGUAGGUUUCCCUAGUAAUCCUUGUUGUAACCGAACUGAUGAACUCUAGGGUGGACUUACUGGUUGGAAGUCAGAAUUCUCAUCAUGUUGCCUUGGAUAUAGCUAACGAACUAGAAGUAUAUCGUGACGACCCCAAAUAAUCUUAUCGCAUCCACGCUCAUUAUCAGAUAUUGGUUCGACAAGGAAGGUUAUGAUGGGCCAGGCUCGAAUCCUGCGAUAUAUGUCGCUCUUUUUCUGGUGGCCAUCAUCGCAAUCAAUUAUUUCGGCGUUGGGGUCUUUGGCGAAUUUGAAUUCUGGUUAAGUUCCUCGAAAGUGCUCAUCAUGCUUAGUCUUAUCAUGUUCACGUUCAUUAUGGCAAUUGCUGGCGGGUCUAAUGCAAAAGCACCAGGAUUCAAAUACUGGAAAGAACCUGGCGCAUUUGCACCAUACGUAGCGAGUUAGUAUUUCCAUCCCGACUUCUGAAACACCCACUAACAAAGCAAUGCAGCUGGAAGCUUAGGAAAAUUUCUCGGCUUUUGGGACGUAUUAUCAUCGGCAGUGUUUUCAUUUCUUGGUGCCGAGCUUGUUGGAGUAACUGUUGGAGAAGCACAGAACCCACGGAAAGCAGUGCCCAAAGCCAUUAAGUUGACUUUCUUUCGGAUUGUCUUCUUUUAUAUUGUGCUUAUUUUUCUUCUGGGAUUAAACAUCCCUUACGACUCUGCUCUCUUGCUUUCAGCAAACAGAGAAGGAGACCGAACAGUCUCGGCUAGCGCAAGCCCCUUCGUCGUGGCAGCCACCCUUGCAGGCUACAAAGCAAUACCGGAUCUAAUCAACGUCUGUCUUUUGAUCUUUACAUUUUCCGCCGCAAAUUCAGAUCUCUACAUUUCGACACGAUCUCUCUACUCCCUAGCAAUUGACGGGAAUGCGCCCCGAAUAUUCGCCAGAACCAACGACCGUGGUGUUCCCGUCUACGCACUCGGAGUCUCCUCUUGCUUAGCUCUACUAGCAUUUAUUUCCGUUGAUGUUGGAUACUUCGCUACCUUCCAAUACUUCGUCUCUCUCGUCACAAUCUUCGGGAUCUUGACUUGGGUUUCUAUCCUCAUAUCCCAUAUCUUCUCCGUUCGAGCACGUUAUGCCCAAAUUGUGCCGGACACAGCAUUAACAUACGUCUCGCCCUUCGGAAUAAAAGGCUCUCUCAUCUCGCUCAUAUUCGCACUUGUGAUCCUACUCUUCAAUGGCUUUGCGGGCUUUUCUACCGACCCCGUUACGGGUGAGAAAUUCCGCUGGCGUACAUUUGUUGUGAAUUACAUUGAUGUUUUUAUUUUUCUGGGAAUGAUUGCUGGGUACAAGAUAUUUAUGAAGUCUAAGAUCUUGGGUGCAAGCGAGGCAGAUCUAUGGAGGGGAAAGGACAAAAUUGAUGCAGAUGAGAAUGAGUAUCUUGCGAGGGAGGAGAUGAGGAUGAAGGGUCACAAGGAGGGGAAGUGGGAAAAGUUGUACCGGGUAACUUUGGGAAAUUUCUUCUGA